CUUCCUUUCAUACAACUAACUUUGAUGCUUACCAACCUUCACCUCCUCACGACCACGCCUCCCCACGAUACGAUACGAUACGAUACAGACGCUUACGAAACCUCUGACCAUAAUUCUAUGUCUCAUCAUAUAAUUCGGUCUUGCUGCCACCGCGCAUUUGCUUAGCUUUCUUUACUCGCUAAUCGCCACACUUUUCAUCUGCUUCGCCUUGGGCCGCCAUUCACUGUAUAAGUGUCCAUUGCCUCAGGUGAUACUCAGGAGACUUUAUGCCGUGAAUACGAUAAGAGAGAACACAUUGUAUCUCGAAUUAUAACCGCCUACACCUCGAUAUCUCGCAUCCUAAGUCCUACACCACCCGCCCAACAUGGCUGAAAACAGCGACCCUCUCGAGAUAUUCGAGGCGGAAAGGGAUGAAGAUUUUGAACAUUUUUUCGAAAGCGCUUACAGACCACGGCCAAAUACUGGAGAUCAACUAUUUCUCCCACAUCCCAACGCACCCGCUGCAUAUCACAACACACGCCACGUUCGCCGCUCACGAGUUGCUCGAAAUUCGGCACUACACCAAGAACCACAAGAACCUCCCCCUGUGAUUGACCUCACAGAAGAGCCUGAUUCUCCCGUCCAAUCACGAGCUAGGCUCGACAUUCUUCAGCCCGCGAGACCACCUGCAAGGAAUCCGCGUAGAACGAAUUCCCAGCGCACAUCACCACCUCAGUUGGCACGAACCGACGGUACUUUCGUGGGACGUACAGCGAAUGUUAUUGACUUGACUGCGGACUCACCUGAAGACGAACGAUCACAUUUUAGAGGGAGACGCGAAGUGCCUCGACCGGACGAGUUGAUUGAGCUGGAAAUAAUAAGCCAGCGGCCAGCUCUGGGAUCUCUACCAAACUUUGCUGCCUUUGGCCCCUUCAGGAGAUUGGCUGGUAUUUUUGGAGCUGCAGAUAUAGCUUUCAACCCACCUAAUCUCGACAUUUCACGCAACGCAUUCGCCCGACAACCGACCCCGAAGCCACAAAUGUCCCCACCGCCCCCAACGCGAGAAGGGUUCACUCGCAAUACCUGCACUGACCCGGAGAAGGAGUCCGAAAGCGUGGUCAUCUGCCCAGCCUGUAAUGAAGAGCUGGCUUAUGACCCAAGCGGCACAGUGACACAGAGCUCUGUGGGUACGCAGAAGGGAAAGCGAAAGCGAGCACCGGGAGAACACCACUUCUGGGCCGUAAAGAAGUGCGGGCAUGUCUACUGUGCCGAUUGUUACGAGAACAGAAAGCCUACGAAGGCGAACCGCGAUGGCGUAGGCUUCCUAGGUCCUGAUGGACGGGCUGCGUACACGACUCCAAAUGAUCUCCGAUGCGCAGUGGACGGCUGUGAUACCAAGGUAUCAGCAAAGACGGAGUGGGUUGGAAUCUUUCUUUGAUUUGCUUCCCUGAGAAAAACCUCACCUGUGAUCAUGGGAGUUGGGGGGCCAACGAAGUCAUGAAUGACGAUAGGGACACUGCGAGCAUAGCAUUGGCGUUAGGGAUUGUAUCUAUCAGACCCCCCCUUUUUUUUUUAAGUCUGCAGAGCUUGUUUUCACGGUACAGCGGUGAUUUAUGUGAUUUCAUGGUGAGGACCAGGGGUUGAAAGACAAGGAUGGCUUGGUCGCGUAGAAUAACUAAUUCUAGCUAAGGCAUCACUUCUCAAACAAAACAGGAUAACAUUCUAAA
Molecule: messenger RNA, 1706 nt
Organism: Fusarium redolens
Lineage: Eukaryota; Fungi; Ascomycota; Sordariomycetes; Hypocreales; Nectriaceae
Exons: 2
Coding region: 365-1417 (350 amino acids)
Cellular component (GO): SUMO-targeted ubiquitin ligase complex
Molecular function (GO): ubiquitin-protein transferase activity
Source: RefSeq, a predicted model, not a curated record